Molecule: messenger RNA, 1346 nt
Organism: Prosopis cineraria
Lineage: Eukaryota; Viridiplantae; Streptophyta; Magnoliopsida; Fabales; Fabaceae
Product: homeobox-leucine zipper protein HAT7-like
Biological process (GO): positive regulation of DNA-templated transcription
Cellular component (GO): nucleus
Molecular function (GO): sequence-specific DNA binding; DNA-binding transcription factor activity, RNA polymerase II-specific
Source: RefSeq, a predicted model, not a curated record
AUCUUUUGGCAUCCUCACUCUCUCUCUUUCAACCUAAAAAUCGCUGUCUUUCAGAGUCUGUCCCCAUCAUCAUCUCCAUGUCUGGAAACCCUGUCACCAUGAGAGUGAGAGCCAAGCCCUGCGAUCGUCACCUCCCUUCCAUUGGUAUAUAGCUAAAGACCCUCCAUAACCUCCCCCCCUAAAAAAAAAAAAAAAAACCGGUUCCGUUCUCUUCAUCGCUUCACUUGCAUGAGUUAAUGAUACUGUCAUCAUCUGCUACUACAAUGGCCUUCCCUCCACACACCUUCCUGUUCCAGACCCACGAAAGAUCCCGAUCACCUCCCUUCUACCUCCAUCAACGCCUACCCCUCCUUGACACCCAGACUCUUCGAAGGGGGUGCAGUACCUUGAUGUUGAAGAGAUCCGUGUCAUUUUCAGGGAUCGAGAGCAAGCAUGAAGAUGAAGAACUGUCUGAUGAUGGAUCUCAGCUGAUGGGGGAGAAGAAAGAAGAGACUGAACAUGGAACAAGUGAGGGCACUGGAAAAGAGCUUCGAGUUAGGGAACAAGCUGGAGCCUGAACGCAAAAUGCAGCUGGCCAAGGCUCUAGGCCUUCAGCCGAGGCAGAUCGCUAUUUGGUUCCAGAAUAGGAGGGCCAGAUGGAAAACCAAACAGCUCGAGAAGGAAUAUGAAGCUCUCAAGAAGUUUGAAGCUCUUAAGGCUGACAACGAUGCUCUUAAGGCCCAUAACCACAAAUUACACGCCGAGUUACAAGCUCUAAAGGGAACGGAUUGCCGUGAAGAAGGCGGAACCAGGAACCUUAAGAAAGAACCUGAGGUUUGUUGGAGCAAUGGGAGUACUGAGAAUAGCUCGGACAUUAACUUGGAUCUCUCAAGAUCACAAUUUAUAAACCGUACUGUAACUUCAGUACAGAAUGGGAAAAACCUUCUUCCCUCUAAUGCCCUUAAGCCGACCAGCAUAACCCAGCUCCUCCAGUGCUCAUCGAGAUCAUCAGAACUUCAAGAUGAAAGCUUCUCCAACAUGUUUAACGGCGUGGAAGAGCACCAGAAUAUCUGGCCCUGGCCGGAGCACCACCAGUUUCAUUGAAGCGCUGAUGAUCACAAUUCGGACAUCACUGAAGAAUUCAGAAGGAUCUUGAGCUUAUUAGUUACAGCCACACUUAAUUUAUUUCCCUGGUUAAUUAUAAGUUUCAGUUUAUGCUUGUGAUAUAGAUUGGUGUAUAUAAAUUUAUUUGAGCAAAUCUACUUUCAAGAGUGAGGAAACGGUGGGCUUUAAGUAGUGCACCUUCUUUCCAUAGACACUUUAAAGUAUUGCAAUUAUCUCAUAGAUAUAUCCUAUAUAUAAAUAUA